Molecule: messenger RNA, 1917 nt
Organism: Fusarium pseudograminearum CS3096
Lineage: Eukaryota; Fungi; Ascomycota; Sordariomycetes; Hypocreales; Nectriaceae
Exons: 3
Coding region: 1-1917 (638 amino acids)
Molecular function (GO): oxidoreductase activity, acting on the CH-CH group of donors
Source: RefSeq, a predicted model, not a curated record
AUGGAGGCUUCAGGCGCAGACAAGGGAUUCUUUCAGAAACCGCCCGUUCUGAAUAAUCAGUUCUACGACGAUGUGGCGUUCCAGAGAUGCUUUAAGCUAUUCCUUCCGAAACACAUCAUCCGUCAAGUUGAAGCUGAAGUGGCUGCUCUUGGAGGUGAUGUUCUCUCCGACGAGGUCUUUUCCUGGAUCACAGAUGCGGAGCGAAAUAAACCAUAUGUCAAAGGCUCAGGUCGUGAUGUGUUCGGCCAGUGGAAGGGCGACCUAGUCACUGGCGAAGGAUGGCGUGGUCUCCAGAACUUUGGUCUGUCUCGAGGCUUCGUUGCGGCCGGAUAUGAUACCGAGUACGGUCCAUUCGCACGAGCAUACCAGUUCUUGCGUAUACAGCUUUGGACGCCGUCGUGUGCCAAUGUCGGCUGUCCUUCUGCCAUGCAAGACGGUGCCGCUCGACUUUUACAGACACACCUCAUGAGCCCUGAACUCUCAAAACGCCUAACGGACACACAGAGAAGAGUGUUUGAGAAUGCGUUCCAACACCUCACCUCAAGAGAUGCUUCAUAUGCCUGGACUAGCGGGCAGUGGAUGACUGAAAGAACAGGAGGUAGUGAUGUAUCGCUAACAGAAACCACAGCAAUACAUCAACCUACCUCCGGCCUUGAACUGGCAUCCAAGGUCGAGGAUAUCCCCCUAGGACCCUGGACUAUCAGCGGCUUCAAGUGGUUCUCUUCAGCAACCGACUCAAGAAUGACUAUCCUCCUCGCCCGUACAUCCAAAGGUGGGCUCUCGACUUUCAUCGCGCCAAUGUAUAAGCAUGAUCUCCAUGCUCUUACGGCCACGGGUCAAGCAAAAGAGAAUGGAGAGAAACUAAAUGGUGUGCGCAUCCAACGACUCAAGAACAAAUCAGGCACGCAGUCCCUUCCUACAGCCGAACUUGUGCUCGAAGACAUGCGGGCUUGGCUUGUAGGCCAGGAAGGUCGUGGCAUUCAGGAGAUUGCAAAUGUCCUGACAUUGACUCGAGUUCAUUCUUCAGUUUCAGCCGUAGGUUAUCUAGGAAGAGGGUUAGCCAUCGCAAGAGCUUAUGCUCGAGUACGAGAAGUAGGUGCAGGGAGGGGAACCCGGAUGAAGCUUACAGAAAGCUCCUUACAUAUGAGAACGCUGUCCAAGAUAUCGUGCGAGUAUCGAGGACUCAUGCUUCUUUCCAUGUUCACAUCUUAUGUUCUUGGAGUCUCUGAGCAUGGUGUCUCCUCGACCUCAAGUCUCUCACCAGCACUUGAGACACUUACACCCUCAAAACAGCAUGCUGCACCUCUGGUCCGAGUCGUCACACAGCUUACAAAAGCCUAUGUCUGCAAAGCAUCUGUCCAACUAAUCUUCUCAUGUAUGGAAUCCCUCGGUGGUGUCGGGUAUCUCGCCAACGAAGAACAAGAAUACCUCAACAUAGCCCGUUUGCAUCGCGACUGUGCCGUGCUGCCCAUAUGGGAGGGCACGACAGAUGUGCUAAGCACCGAUUUUCUACGUGCAUUGAAACAUCCCAAGGGUGGCCGAGAAGCUCUUGACGCUCUUGAAGACUUUGUGAGGAGAGGUAUUGCUUCCCAAGGAAAGAUACCUCAACCUCAAGGCUGGGACCCACUGGAAGCUUGGAAGGAAUUGAGACAGCGCAUCGAAAGUGAGUCCUUGGCAGAUUUAAUGGGCGACGCUAGGGAAGUUCUCUGGGGUGUUGCAGAUAUACUGGCAUCUAUCUUGCUUUUCAUCGACGCGGGCAGUGAUGGUGAUCAAGUCUCAUCGGACAUAUUCUUACGCUUCCUCGAGACAAAGAACGUUGUUACGAAGCGAGAGAAGGUGUCGGCAAAGGAACAGCUUGUGAGGGAUAUUGGGGUUGUGUAUGGAAGCACCGCAAGUGACAUGUCACCUAAGCUUUGA